This is a messenger RNA of Fusarium mangiferae, 1209 nucleotides long. RefSeq lists its product as uncharacterized. The record is from RefSeq and is a predicted model, not a curated record. NCBI's taxonomy places the organism in Eukaryota, Fungi, Ascomycota, Sordariomycetes, Hypocreales, Nectriaceae. The transcript has 2 exons. Gene Ontology annotation, cellular component: membrane. Bases 1 to 1209 code for a protein of 402 amino acids.
AUGGCCAUGUCCCUUGCGCGGACAGCCCUCAGGGCGCCGCAAUCGCGUCUCAUUUCAGCUGCCGCCGCCAUCACAGCUCGAUCUAUCGCCGCCCACCGGUCCUUCAGCACCACCAACCAUGCUCUGCUCCCCUCCGGCUUCGGAUCUCCCGUUCUGCCUUCAUACUUCUCGAAGCCCCGGCUGCCGGCCAAUACCGUGGUCCGGUUUGUGCCUCAGCAGACGGCUUGGAUCGUUGAGCGCAUGGGAAAGUUUAACCGUAUUCUUGACCCCGGUCUGGCUAUCCUCGUGCCAUUUAUCGAUCGAAUCGCAUAUGUCAAAAGCCUCAAGGAAGUUGCCAUUGAGAUACCUAGCCAAAGCGCCAUCACUGCGGACAACGUUACUCUAGAGCUUGACGGUGUUUUGUUCACCCGUGUCUUCGAUGCGUAUAAGGCAAGCUAUGGAGUUGAAGAUGCCGAAUAUGCCAUUUCUCAGCUUGCCCAGACGACCAUGCGAUCCGAGAUCGGUCAAUUGACUCUCGACCACGUUCUCAAGGAGCGUGCUGCCCUCAACACCAACAUCACCGCUGCUAUCAACGAUGCGGCCGAAGCAUGGGGUGUGACCUGCUUGCGUUACGAGAUUCGAGAUAUCCAUGCUCCUGGCGCCGUCGUCGAGGCCAUGCACCGACAGGUCACUGCCGAACGUUCCAAGCGUGCUGAGAUUCUCGAGUCCGAGGGUCAGCGACAAAGCGCCAUCAACAUCGCUGAGGGUAAGAAGCAGAGUGUCAUUCUUGCUUCCGAAGCUUUGCGCGCCGAGCGAAUCAACGAAGCCGAUGGUGAAGCCGAAGCCAUUCGUCUCAAGGCUACUGCCACUGCCCAAGGUAUCGAUGCUGUCUCUGAGAGUAUCCUGAAGGGUGAUGCUGGUGCCCAGGCUGCCGUCAGCUUGAGAGUUGCUGAGAAGUACGUCGAUGCCUUCGGCAAGCUGGCUCGUGAAAGCACAGCUGUCGUUGUUCCCGGCAAUGUUGGAGAUAUCAGCGGCAUGAUUGCCACUGGACUGAGUGUUUUCGGCAAGGUUGGUCAGGCCCAGGCACAAACUAUGGCCAAGUCUCUUGUCGAGCCCAAGAAGGAGGGCUCGGAGGCUGGAAUUGAUACACCCUCAGAGCUUGAUGGCCAGGUGAAGCCCGGUGUCAAGGAGACAGUGAUUGAGAGCUUCAACCAGGCUGCUAAGCGAUAG